AAAAAGAAAAAUUGAACACCGUUGCGAGAGAGACAAGAACCAGCUCCUUACCACCUCUCCAUUUGCUGAGUUUCUGCAUCGUCAAGGCUCCAGGAACCUUCAAGAAAGGGUGCCGCAGACUGUACAGCAUCCAGCUCCUCCACCGAGGUGAUGCAUCGUUCGACUCCAUCUCCCCUCCUCCCCCUCCUCCUCUCCUCUCUCCUCUCCCUCCAUCACCUCACGAGUGCUGGAGGCAGCGGCUCUCCAGACGAUUUCAACCUUGCAUGUAUCACUGCUGUUGCCAGUUUUCCUGAAAGACAAGACACUGUUGCCUUCCUUGAUGCCUAUGACAGUAGCUCGGACACAAUGACUGUGUUUCAAGUUGGGUGGAUGUGGAUCGAUAAUGGAGUCUGCGAUAACUCCUUGAUUAUCUGCAGCAAUUUUAGUAGUGCCGAUAGUAACCAAUUGCAAAUACAAUCAUUCAGCUUUUCCCCCGGACAAAACGAUCCCGUCCAUGUCGAAACGUCGUUUAUGUGCGAGAUGUGUCCAGCCUGCGUCCUGAGAAUUGAUGUGUUUAGUGACUCUACCACCAUUGAGACUGUGAAUAUUAAUUGCGAUGGUUCCGCACAAACUAAUGAUCUAACACAGAACGAAGAUUUUGUUAGAGUUCAAUACAGUGUUACUUUUGACAACUCAUCUACGGCGACGCAGUGCGUGACUAUCGACAGCUACAGGAUAUGGCAGUACCAGGAUUGCCCUGCCACCGUUUUCCAACUGGCAAACUAUCAGCAGACCGACCCGGGCAUAGGUCCAGUUGACUCCACUGGGUGUGUGGCUAAUGCACAGUCGGACGGUACAGCUAGAGCGGGCUGCUCUGGUGAUUCUGUGUGGGGCACUGUUGUCGGUGAUUCAGCUCCGUGUAAUUGCUUGGCCGGGUUCACUCCUAACAACGAUCUGACUGCUUGUGAAGCGUGUGGUGCUGGUUUGUUCAAGGCGACAGUGGGAAACGAACAAUGUGAGCCUUGUACCAAUGGCCAGGUCCCUAACUCUGGCAGGACUGGUUGCGGGUGUGCACCUGGCUACACUGGACCUUCGUGUGGCGAAUGUGUUGAAAACUUCUUCAUGACAUCGGGAGGUGCGUGUGAUCCGUGUCCAUCAGGAAGUGUUCGAGAGGUUGGACACGAAAUGACGUCCUGUACCUGCACGGGGAACCUUGUCAAUGACGAAUCGAGUCCUACCACCAUCUGCUCAAUGUGUGCAACUGGUUACUACAGAGAAUCCUCCAAAAGCCCAAGUGAACCUUGCAACUUGUGCAACACCAGUUAUUUCAGGGUAGAGGAGGAGUGUCGGCCAUGUCCAGGAGGAAGCAGUAGAGACAUUGAUGAUCCAGAGGGUUCCUGUACCUGUAACUCAGCUCUGGUCACCAGUGGUGGGAGUAUGUCCACCUCCGAUGGUCCUUGUAACAACUGUCCAAAGGACAUGUUACUGUACAAUGGAGACUGUGUCAUGUGUCCUGACUUCAGUGGCAGAGAGCUCUCCAGUCCUCCAGGUGUCUGUGAGUGUGAGACUAACGCAGCGACUCCUGUGAAUGGUGCCACUUCCACCAGUGACCCAAACGGAGGCUGUACAGCUUGUAUCGGAGGAUUCUCUAGACCUUCUGCUGGAGAUUCUUGCCAAGGUUUGCUCACUUACACAAUCUUUAUAGUUAGACUGAAAUCUACCAUGCAUUAUAAACCCGAGGGACCUUGAAUUGUAGUGUUCCGAGUGCGUGUAGACGGACAAGAUGCCUAACCUACUAGUACGACGCACACUUGUUUUAAUGCAUGUGCGGGUUGCGCGGGGAAACGUAGCUAUUUACAAAUAGUUUAUACGCAGUUAGCCAGAUGGUU
Messenger RNA from Geodia barretti, 1868 nucleotides. The record is from the annotation of a GenBank genome assembly. Lineage: Eukaryota; Metazoa; Porifera; Demospongiae; Tetractinellida; Geodiidae.